Messenger RNA from Annulohypoxylon truncatum, 1373 nucleotides. RefSeq lists its product as uncharacterized. The record is from RefSeq and is a predicted model, not a curated record. The transcript has a single exon. Bases 208 to 909 code for a protein of 233 amino acids. NCBI's taxonomy places the organism in Eukaryota, Fungi, Ascomycota, Sordariomycetes, Xylariales, Hypoxylaceae.
UGGCAAACGGGUGGAGAUCAGGACCCAAUAACAUCCUUGCUGUUAGCACACUGACCACACUGACCUACAACUCGCUUGAUCUCUCCCCUCUUCUACCUCAGUACCUAGUAAGAGAGAAAGCCUAGGCUGCUUAGGGUACAUGUCUGUCGUCUCUAUUUUCCCUUUUCCUCACGCCGUUACUCCACUGUUUCCCGCUCUACCUAAGUUAUGUACAUAUCAUAUAGGACGUGCACCAACACCAAAGGGCUUCAGAGGGGGCUCCAUUGCCCAGACGCCCAGAUAUCUUUUACUCUAGCGUCGAAACGUCCCGCUGCUACGACGCAAGAUUCAACAAGACAGAAGCGGGCGGUCAGUCGAUCCACCCAAGGAUCCACGGCGCAACACUUUUGCCCUGCCCUGGCCUCGUCGUCUUGCCUUGCCUUACCUUUGCCUUACCCGGCUCGCGCUGCUGCAUCAGUGCAUCUCUUCCACAUCCAAGCCGCGGAGAGGGACCCUUCUACGAACGUGCCAGAGGCCCAGAGGUGCCAAAUGAAUUGUAUCGUGGUAUGUGCAAAACCCCCUUGCUCCUACCCACACACCAUUAGCACUCGGUGCUCUCACUCGACGAAAGAUUCGUCAUACUUUGGAACAAUAUGCGAUAGGAUCACCUGUAUUGCGUCCUCUCUUUUUCUUCUUCUUCGAUAUCGAACAUCGCCCGCGGAGAAGGCAUUCCCAAUUUUAUCCUCACACGAGUCACGCACGUCGCAAGAUGUUACCAUGACUUACUCGGAAUUUGUUAACUCGGAACUUGCGUUACAUUCGAAGGACGUAUAUAUUCCUCUAGAUAUAAUUCGGAUGCCCAGUGGUGUCCUUAUUGAACCAUCGAGCUGCGAAAUAUUCGGCCGUGCCGUGCCGUGCCGUUGGAUUUAAUCCUUGAGGGUUUAGAUACGCUUGUAUGUACCAUGUAUGUGCGUUGCAAGCUUUAGUACGUUACGGCAGCUGUACGAGCUUAACGCCCUUCUCCUCUUCUCUUAUAGCGUAGGUCCCACGGGUAUCGCCAGCAAAGUGCUUACCGCCUAUCUACUGUAUUCCCACCCGUUUGGAUGUUGGGUUACACCGGUAAGGCCGAGCGAACUAGUCUCCUAUGUUAUAUGAACUGUCCAACAGCAGCAGUAAGACCGAUCCCAAUUGCGGCAAUUCGUUUACUCCAAGUUUCCAACGAAGCCUUACACCAAUAGGCCGGUUCGCUGCCCUCUAGUGCCUUUACCAUUUCUCUCUUCUCCCAUUACCUACCUAGCAUCCUAAGUUGAAAGGGAUGAGUGCGAACGCCAUCGUCUCAUGGCCAACUUUACCUGACACUGGCUAAAUUGAGGUAAAACUUGACAACACACCCC